AUGGAUUAUAUCAGCUCAGACGACGACCUCCAUGAUGACGAAGAAACGGGCCUCACAGCGAAGCAGAGACGCCAGAGGCGCCGCAGAAGGCAGCAGCGGCGACAGUUGGAUGCCCGUAUCGCCGACGUCAAGGCCUCGAAGCACGAUACAUUACCGUUGGGGUUCACAGAUAGUGAUGUCUUCAGGAGGCUGUCCAUUAAUGCGGGAUUGAUCCUGCUGUGGUAUUUCUUUUCGCUGUCGAUUUCAAUUUACAACAAGUGGAUGUUCUCCGAUGACGAUGUUGUCUUUCCUUUCCCCCUCUUCACCACGAGCUUGCAUAUGGCCGUUCAGUUCACCUUCUCGUCGAUACUCCUCUAUUUGAUACCCUCCCUGCGUCCGAAAGCGCCCGCUGCAUCCACACCUACAGGUUCGCCCGUGAGCGAGCAUGAUCCCUUUGAGUCCCGACCGGUGGUCACCCGGUUCUUCUACCUUACACGUCUCGUCCCCUGCGGUGUGGCGACUUCCCUCGAUAUUGGACUGGGAAACAUGUCCCUGAAGUUCAUUUCCCUUACCUUCCUCACCAUGUGCAAAUCAUCCGCCUUAGCAUUCGUCCUUCUCUUUGCCUUCGUUUUCCGCCUCGAAACCCCAUCCGUCAAGUUGAUCGUGAUCAUUGCUACGAUGACCGUGGGUGUUGUCAUGAUGGUCGCCGGCGAGACCGCUUUCAAUGCGGUUGGAUUUAUCCUCGUCAUUGCAUCGGCGUUCUUUUCGGGCUUCCGAUGGGGCCUCACCCAGAUUCUCCUCCUACGCCAUCCCGCGACGGCGAACCCGUUCUCCACCCUCUUCUUCCUUACGCCUGUGAUGUUUGUCUCACUGAUUGUCAUUGCGCUGGCGGUAGAGGGGCCGUUGGAGAUCAUCGCUGGCUUCCAAGCCCUGGCGGCUGCCCGCGGGGGCCUGUUUGCUGUUUUCCUGCUGAUCUUCCCUGGUAUCCUGGCUUUCUGCAUGAUUUCCUCUGAGUUUGCGCUCCUCAAGCGCUCUUCGGUAGUGACGCUGAKCAUUUGCGGCAUCUUCAAGGAAGUCGUCACCAUCASUGCUGCUGGGGUCAUCUUCCACGAUCAGCUCACUGCAGUCAACAUUACGGGCUUGGUGGUCACCAUUGGCAGCAUCGCGUCCUACAACUACAUGAAGAUCUCUAAAAUGCGCUCAGAAGCCCAGAAGGGCGCGUGGACACGCAGUCCCAAUCUGGACUCUGAGGACGACUCCGAUCCGACUGGGGAGCGCGGAGAGUACCGACGGAUCCGUAACCCUGAAACGAGCACUUUCCAAUCUCCGGGUAUCCAUGUCGACGAGGACAAUGUGAAUAUCACUCCUGAGGAUGACUUGACCGCUGGCGGUCGGCGCUCAUUCCGUGUUCGUGCCAGCGGCGCUAGCAAUGCGCUCGGGUUAAGCAUCAACACCACCAAUCUCGGGGACCACGAUAGAAAUUUCUCCCCUCGAGUGUCGGCCCCCUCGCCCUUGAAAUCGGCGCCCCCAGUCAUCACGUCCCUGGAAGCUGAGCUUAAUCGAUCGGCUUCUGGCCCUAGCUUCGGAAGCAAGCCCCAGACAUCUCCAGAACGGGCUUCACCGGAAGGACGCUCAGCUAGCUAG
Aspergillus niger is the source of this 1623-nucleotide messenger RNA. RefSeq lists its product as uncharacterized. Bases 1 to 1623 code for a protein of 540 amino acids. Gene Ontology annotation, biological process: UDP-glucose transmembrane transport. The record is from RefSeq and is a predicted model, not a curated record. The transcript is spliced from 2 exons. Gene Ontology annotation, molecular function: antiporter activity. Lineage: Eukaryota; Fungi; Ascomycota; Eurotiomycetes; Eurotiales; Aspergillaceae. Gene Ontology annotation, cellular component: endoplasmic reticulum-Golgi intermediate compartment; Golgi apparatus; cis-Golgi network.